AUGGACCCACCGCCUCGAAGGGAGCAUUUGCCCAGCGCCAACGUUGCACUUUUUGCUUUCCAAACUGCAAUCGGCAUUAGUGUCUUCUUGCUCGCUCCCGACGUCUCUUGGUUACCUUUACACAGUGCUCACGCAGGCUCCGGAGCUAGUGAUAGCAGCGGGUCUGUAGCUUUGGCAUCUUCUACAAUCCCUACAGCUUCAACGUUGAUGCCAACCAAUCCACUUUCCCCUCCAGUCUAUGUAUUUUACAUUUGGAUACCCAUUUACGUCUUCUCAGGCAUCACCGUCAUCACCGACCGCUUCUACCCAAACUACAGCUUCUACUUGACGUCGGACGACCCUAGCUUCCUUCGUCAAUGGUUCCAACUCUCGUGCUUGGCCAAUAUAUCUUGGGUUGUACUUGACAAGUGGUUCAUCUGGGUGCAUAUGGCAACAUUUGCGCUUGGGGUGCUCUGUGAAUUCUCCGUGCGACUUUACUUUGGAUGGGUCAGUGCUGGAUUUGUAUUUGGCAUCGCAGACGUGAUGCAGUAUAUGCACGCAGCUUAUUUCGGAUUUAGUGUCUACGCUGUUUUAUUGGGGGCUCUACUCGUAUUAGCGUUCAGCACUUAUGUCCACGGUAGAGACCCUGUGGUGGGUCUAGUUGUCAUGUGGGCUCUGAUAGGCUUUAUAUCCAGACACUCAACGUUUUCAGGAGAUACAGAGGAGGUUUUCGAGAAGCUGCAGGCUGUUGCUAUCGUCUUCGCACCUGUGUUUACAGUACUUUUGUUCAUCGACAGCGUCCAAUAUGUCUAUACCGUCCAUUGUAAAGCAAGUAUAAGGGUGCCGAGUAGCAGUAAUGAAUCCUACAAAUCAUUUGUGUUCGAGACCACAGCCGAGUAUGGGACGGUGUAA
Messenger RNA from Peronospora belbahrii, 891 nucleotides. Lineage: Eukaryota; Oomycota; Peronosporomycetes; Peronosporales; Peronosporaceae. The record is from the annotation of a GenBank genome assembly.